GAAAUAAGCCAUCUUUUUUUAAGUGAAAAUUUGUAAUCUUACGUAUGUUUAAUGUAGUUUUUCCUCUUUUUUUUGAUGAAAUGUGAAAUUUAUUGAUCAAAAUAGAAAGAAUAGAGCUUUACAAGCUAUAGGAGAAAACUAUAGAAAAGGAUAUACAAAUCUAAAAAGAAUUAUCAAAAAAACUUAGGCUGUAACUUCAAACCAACGUCGCAUUAAACCUUCGAGCUUAUGGCCAGCCUUGUAUCGGAGCGAAGUAAUCCUGUUCCGUACUGUGUUUAUCAAUGAUCCUGAUCAGUUGAUCUACUGUCCGAAAACCAGUGUGAUGCCUCCUCCCAUUUCUUUCCUUCCACAAGUGAUAGACGCAUGUCUGGAACGCCAUUUUGAGCAAAAUCAUGUCCAAGAGCUGAAGUGAGUUGCCGCUGACAUACUGAAGCGUGGCCAUCCAGUCUGGAUCAGUCAUAUCUUCACUCAACCGGUUUACUAGCUUGUCCCACACUGUGAAAGAAUAAGGACAAGCGAAGAAAAGAUGAUCACGGGUCUCAUCCCUCUCGCCACAUAAUACACAACCGGUUUUUCCUUUUUUUAUGUUGUAUGUUUACAUAUUAUUUAUAAUUUUCAAAAAUUAGUAAUAUUAAAAUGUAAACUAUAUUUUAUGCCACGUGUCAUUUUUCGGGAGAAGCUUUUUUCGAAAUUAUAUAUAAUGUUUUUUGUUUUUUUUUAUAAAACGGUAAUGUUACAUUAUGGAAAUAAACCGUCUUUUUUAAGUGAAAAAUGGUAAUCUUACAUAUGUUUAAUGUAGUUUUUCUAUUUUUUAUGUUGUAUAAUUACAUAUUAUUUAUAAUUUUCAAAAAUUUGUAAUAUUAAAAUCUAAACUAUAUUUCAUGUCACGUGUCACUUUUGAGAGAAACUUUUUUGCUGAUGUGGACGCUCUAUGGAACCUCAAAAGUUUCCUUUUAUUGGUAUAGAUUUUGGUUAAUCCCAUUAGCUAAUCAAACAAUAGUUAAUGUUAAUGUUUAAUGACAUGACACUCCCAAACUCAUUGAUUCGUUAAUUUCGUUAGAUAAUUUUGUUAAUCUCAUUAACCAAUCAAACAAUUCGUUAAUUUCGUUAGUUAAUUUCGUUAUGUUUAACCUUUUUGGUAAACACAUAUACUUCUCUUACAGUAUCUCCAACUAACAUACUAUUAUAGUGUUAAGACUACACUAGUUUAGUGUGAUUUCAACACUAAAUUUUUUUUCAUCUCUAACCUAACUCCAAAACACUAUUUUAGUGAGAUUUUCACACUAAACUUCUCUAACCCAACAUUAAAAAUUACACUAUUUUAGUGCAACACUAUAAUUUCACACCAACAACACCAAAAUAGUGUAAAAGUUACAAUAAAAUAGUGUUUUCGAAUUGGAUUGGAAAUGACCUUAUGUGUUUAUUUCUAUUUUACUUAAAAUAUUAUAUAGAACCCAAUGGUGGAGCCACAUUGUGUGAGAGGGGGAAAUCUGCCCCCAACAACUUUUCAAAAUUUCAUAUAAAAUCAUUGAAUAAGUUCAAUAUGCCCCCAUUGUUUUUAGAAAAUGUACUUCUAAUCCAUUGCCAAUUUUACAUAUGCCCCCAAUAAAAUGAUGCUCUCCAUCCGCCACUGAUGGAGCCCCAAAUUAUAUGUGAGAUAUAUAAUUCAUUCUAUACAAUUUUUAGAAUGUCCUAUGGCACUUGAUCUAGCUUAAAUGGAUAGACGACAAAAAAAAAAAAAAUGUCCUAUGGUGUAGAACAUCAUGUAUUUAGUAUUUCAUUUAUUUUAAAAUAUUACAUAUUUUAGAUUUUUCAUACAUUUUAAUAAAAUAUAUAUAAUUUACAUAAUUUUUUGUAAUUAUUUUUUCCAUAAUUUUAAGCCAAUAAAAAUUCAAUAAGUACAAUUAAGUUUUUUGAAGUUUACAUUUAGUUAAUAAACUAUGCAUUGAAAAUGUAACAAAUUGAUCUUUUUGAAACAAAAAUUUUCUCUAUGUAAUUUUACGAAAUGGAGGGAGUAGUAUAAAGCAAUGUUAAACAAUCAAUGUUAUUUCUGCAGAAUUCGAAUUUAGUUUUUAAAACACAUAUAAACCUAUAACAAAGGUGUAAGACAUUUAUUCCAUAAACUGUCACACUACACCUUUAAGAAUUAAGAUACCUUGGAAAUUUUGAGUUUAUUAAAUUUGAUUAUCACGCACACCAAUAUCUUUAAUUCCUUUGUACAAGUGGAACAGUAAUCAUGGUUUUCCACCUUUUAUCCAAAAUUAAUUUACAGUUUUACGUACACUACAGAGUUUAUCUUUUUUUUUGGCGCACCUACAGAAUUGAUCUGAACUAUCAAAAUAGCAAUGAUUCGAUUAGGAGACCCAACCGAAGUUUAAAAAAUAAAUAAAUAAACGCUAGCUAACCCAACCGAAGUUAGUGAGAGCGUAAAUAACAUCUGAUGAUGCCGAAAUGUAAUGUCGAUCGUUAUUCUUAAUAACGAAUUUAAAUAAUGAUUAUCAUUAGUUAAGAAUAUGAACAUGAGACAUGAGGCGGUUACAGCAGUUAUGAGAGCUUGGUUAAGAGUUACGGCGUUAGAAUUGAGCGAUUAAACGGUGAACAGUAAAAGUAGAGACACCGACGGUGAAAAUUGUGAAAACGUUGAUUUAAUAGUUUAAAUAAUGAGUAUUUGAAAAGAUAAAAAAAGUAGCAAACUUCACUGCUGGUUAAGUAGCGGCGUUUAUAUACUAACGGCAAGGUUAACGUUUCAUAUUUGCGUAUAUAUAUAACGGAGACGGUUACCUUGGAGCUUGUGCACUAAUCUUCCACUCCUCUCUCUCUCCUCUCGCUACUUUUAUUUUCCGAGAAAAAUCCCUACAGAGAAGAAAGAAGCUUCUCUAAUGGCGUCGCCUUCUCAGAAACUGACCUCUGUUUGCUUGGCCGUCAUCGUCCUCUUAGCUCUCACCGCAACGAUUUUCCGGAAGCUUGAAAUCCCUAGCUCCAGGAAGCUGAAAACAGAGGAGCUGCGGAGCGCAAAGAACAACUCGACAAUGGCUGCGAAAAGGGUUAAAGGUGUGGAGUUGAAUGAACAACACGCGGUUAGUGAUCCAGAUAGGGUCGCUGAUGAAGUCGCUUCGCUUGUUCAGAUGAGUGAACAUAACAAGACAGCAAGGAGGAAGCUAGGAUUCUUCUCUUGUGGAACCGGUAAUCCAAUCGAUGACUGCUGGCGUUGUGACCCUAACUGGCAUAAGAACCGUAAGCGACUCGCCGAUUGUGGGAUUGGUUUUGGACGCAACGCAAUUGGUGGUCGUGAUGGACGCUUCUACAUUGUCACUGACCCCACUGAUGAUGACGUUAUUAACCCCAAACCAGGAACUCUACGCCACGCUGUUAUCCAGGAGGAGCCUCUGUGGAUCGUGUUCAAGAGAGACAUGGUGAUUGAGCUGAAGCAGGAGCUGAUUAUGAACAGUUUCAAGACCAUUGAUGCUCGUGGCUCCAAUGUCCAUAUAGCCAAUGGUGCUUGCAUCACUAUCCAGUUUAUCACCAAUGUUAUCAUUCAUGGUCUUCACAUUCAUGACUGCAAACCUACUGGAAACGCAAUGGUUAGAAGCUCCCCAUCUCAUUUUGGUUGGAGGACAAUGGCUGAUGGCGAUGCAGUCUCUAUCUUUGGAUCCUCUCAUAUCUGGAUUGAUCAUAACUCUCUCUCUCACUGUGCUGAUGGCCUUGUUGACGCUGUCAUGGGUUCCACUGCUAUUACCGUAUCCAAUAACCACUUUACACACCACAAUGAGGUGAUGUUGCUAGGCCACAGUGAUUCGUACACAAAAGACAAGCUGAUGCAAGUGACCAUUGCUUACAACCAUUUUGGAAAAGGACUGGUUCAGAGAAUGCCAAGGUGCAGACAUGGGUAUUUCCAUGUGGUUAACAACGACUACACACACUGGGAGAUGUAUGCCAUUGGUGGGAGUGCAGAGCCAACCAUCAACAGUCAAGGAAACAGAUAUGCUGCUCCUAUGGAUCGUUUCGCCAAGGAGGUAACGAAAAGAGUAGGGACGGAUGCAAGUGACUGGAAGAAGUGGAACUGGAGGUCGGAAGGAGAUCUUCUACUGAAUGGAGCAUUCUUCAGGGCAUCAGGAGCAGGAACUUCAGCUAGCUAUGGACGAGCCUCAAGCUUAGCAGCUAAACCAUCAUCAAUGGUCCGUACUAUAACCUCUACUGCAGGAGCACUAGGUUGCCGCAAAGGCAGGCCUUGCUAGUUCCCUCUGUCUCUCAGUACCACCAUAGUCCCAUAAUUCUGGAAAGUGAAUACAAACAUAGUAGUAGUAGCGCUCUUCUUCUUUCUCGUUUCGUUUUGGGUCAGGUCAUAUCCCACUUUGUUUUCUUCCUGGUGGUAGAAAUUUGUCAACCUCGGCUUGCUUCUUCUUCUUCUACAAAAGGUUGGGAAUACAAAGAGGAGCAAGCACAGAAGCGUUGUUCAAAAGGUUUCUUUCCUUUUUAGACUACAUGUCUCUUAUGGGUUUUGGUUUUGGAGUUGUUAAGGUCCCUGUGGUUUUAAUGGAUCUCACUCCCUUGAGUUCUAGAGUCUUUUUGGGGUUUCUCUUUCAAGUUAGUGAUCAUACUAAAGCAAAAUUUGUAACAAAAGACGAUUAAAAGGCUUUUCUUGAUUUGAUUGCAGUGUCCUUGGUCGUUUACGUUUAUUGGUUUGUGUUGCUCUGCAUGAUUGUUUCAUUUAAUUGGAUGUGUUAUAAUUGAUUUUGAUUUUUACCACCCCCAACUUCUAAAGCAAAACACUUGUUAAAUAUUCAAAUAUAUAGGGAAUGAAUCCACAAAAUAGUUGAAGGUGGGUAAAUAAAAAGAAGUUACAAUAACGUAUGAUGUGAUACCAAACCCAUAGACAGUUCUUUCUUUUUCCUCUCUUAGAGUUGAGAGGUUAAUUGGUUCUGUUCCUUGCUCUGCACGUUACAAGUUGAGAAUUUAUGCUCUUUUCAGAUCCAUUUUCUAACCUCUUCCACCACGAGACUAGUUGUUUUCUCAUAAAUACAUUGUUGUAACUCAUGUGAAACAGCUAAUUUAAUUUGCCAUCCUUCUAAUAUUCUGAGAUUCAUUCAAGUCUCACAGUCUAAGAAUUUUUUGAUGAACCACAUGAACGAUAUUACCGAACAAGGCCGUAUUAUCCUUGGUUUCCUUUUUCACUAAGAUUAACUGAUAUCCCAAAGAGAGCUUAAAAUAGAUUAACAACAAGAAUGGCACUACAAAACGAUGCCUUACAACCCAUGCUUUCUACUUGUAACUGAGAAUAAAAAAAAAAAAAA
This is a messenger RNA of Brassica rapa (field mustard), 5291 nucleotides long. RefSeq names its product probable pectate lyase 15. The record is from RefSeq and is a predicted model, not a curated record. Gene Ontology annotation, molecular function: pectate lyase activity. NCBI's taxonomy places the organism in Eukaryota, Viridiplantae, Streptophyta, Magnoliopsida, Brassicales, Brassicaceae.